AUGUUUAGAUUGAAUCAGAAAAAAACGCUUUCCUAUUUGAAAGAACUUAACAAGCUACCUGAAGUGUCUGUUAUAGGAGAUUAUGUUAAAUUUGUCAAACUUAACAUAAGUGAAGAUAACGAAUUAAUGGACAAAGACAUCGAAUUGGAUGACUCCGAAGAAUUGUCGUUCAUGAUAGACAAAGCUGUCGACAACUUUUUCAACAACCACGUCAUGAAAUUCAGCGCACUGGGAAAAAAUAUUUCUGUUCCGAACACAGUGGAAGAAUUCGUUGGUCGUAAAAAACGCAAGGGUGGCGGUGGCGGUGGACAUGGCGGAGGAGAUGAUGGAGGCAAGAAGAAAAUGAUGAUGAUGGCGAUGAUGUGCAUGAAAAUGAAACUGAUGAUGAUGGUGCCAGCUAUGAUGGGAAUGAUGGGCAUGAUGUCUUUCAAAGGGAUGAUGUUCAGCAUGAUGUCAUUUAUGAUAGCUAAGAUGAUGCUACUCAUGAAAAUUCUGGAGAAAAAGGGGGGUGGUGGUGGCGGAGGUGGAGGUGGAGAUGGAGGUUGGCCAGCAGGAGGUGGCGGCGGUGCAUGGAUGCCAGCAGGUUCCGACUACGCAGGCGGCGGUUCCGGUGGAGGCUACGACGCAAACGGCCAAUGGCAAAGCAGAUCCAUGAUCGAAGAAGCUCAAACUCCAGAUUUAAUAAGACCUACCAUAACAUACGUCACACCAAUAAGAUACACUAAAAAUAAAAAGGUCCUAGAAGGUGGACAACCAAAAUCAAGAAGCAAGAGAGGAAUUGUAGACGUUCUCCAAUACGCUUACACGUAUUGGUUGAACAGAAUAAUCGGCGGAACAAUAAACAGGAGGAAGAAACAGCCGAAUUACAAAUACGUGAAUGGCGUGAAAUACGUAUAUUAUCCAAUAAAAAUGCUACAAAAAAUUAAGCAGCACAAAGAACCACCAAUCAAGAGCGUUGAUGAAUUCAAACCAAUGAAUGUGGUUGAUGAUUUCAAUAAAGGAGAAAUUGUAGACGGACCAAUAGAGAGUAGGAUGAAUAAGAAAAAGUUAAUGAAGAUGAAAGAUGCAGUCAAUGAGAAUGUCGAGGAGAAUCCAUGGGAAUGA
Molecule: messenger RNA, 1104 nt
Organism: Diatraea saccharalis (sugarcane borer)
Lineage: Eukaryota; Metazoa; Arthropoda; Insecta; Lepidoptera; Crambidae
Source: the annotation of a GenBank genome assembly